UCCAGCUGGGCGGUGUUCUGAGAAGCUGUCACAAUGGAUUUAAAGCCGAAAUUGAAAGUGCUGAAGAAGCGUCGCUCCAGUCUUUUUGCCACCAUAAAGCGGGAGAUGAGCUUUUCACAAAGUGCUGAAGACCAGGAGUACGAAUUUCCCUUUUCACAGGACAGCUCUGUGAAACCAUGGACGUCCAUGGACAACCUUGACUCUCAUGAGGAGAAAAAACCUGCGAAAAAAGACAAGAAAAGAGAAGAUACAAGUCUAAGAAAAUCAACUAUCGUCAACCUGAACGUGGGUGGAAAAGUGUUUCACAUCCCAAAGCACUUGGUCCUGCGAUACCCUAAAACCCGGAUCGGUAUCCUCGCAGUCUGCGAGGAUCCGGUGAAGCGUCUGACGCUUUGCGACGACUACAAUGUUCGGAACAACGAGUUCUUCUUUGACAGGGACCCCAUGUUUUUCCACUACAUCUUUCACUUCUACUGCAGCAAUGUCCUGUGGGUGAUGGACAGUCUCUGCCCCGUCAACUUCGAGGAAGAGAUGUCCUUCUGGGGGCUCAAACUGAAGUACACUCCAAGGUGCUGCCGUAUUCUCUUCGAAGAGAAGGUCGACGACAUCAGAGACCAACUGAAGGUCAACCAGGAACUGAUUGAUGAGAUUAAGCCCCACCAGGACGACGAGGGCUACAAGACCAUGUUUCUCGGAGCCUUUCGGAAGGCCCUCUGGGACCUGAUGGAGAACCCUUACUCCUCACUCUCAGCCAAAGCCUUUGCUGUGUUUUCCAGUCUCUUUGUGCUAAUUUCUAUUGUUGCCAUGACAAUGAGUACAGUCAAAGAACUCAGGGACUACAAACUUGCAGGUAGAACCUACAUGGAGUGGAUAGAAAUCAGCUCCAUCCUUUUCUUCACGUUGGAAUACUUUUUACGGUUAUUAACCACGUCCAACAUCAAGCAUUUUGUGAAGAGUGCCCUAAACUUUGUUGACAUCGUGGCUGUUAUGCCCUAUUUUAUCCAGCUUGUUUUUGAGGCGUUCUUUAUCGAUUCAGAAGACGUCAGUGCACAAGAGGACUUGAAGACCAUGGCAAGAGUCAGCAAAGUCAGCAAAGUGCUCAAGGUCAUCAAACUGAUGCGAAUCUUCCGCAUCCUCAAGCUGGCACGCCACUCCACCGGCAUGCGGGCGUUUGGCUUCACCAUCCGCCAGUGCUCAGAGCAGGUGUGUUGUCUCUUCCUGUUCAUCGCCAUGGGCAUCUUCACCUUUUCCGCCCUGAUGCACUCUGUGGAGGUGGACCAGCCGGGGACGCCGUUCAGCAGCAUACCGGAUGCCUGGUGGUGGGCUGCUGUGAGCAUCUCGACGGUGGGUUACGGAGAUGUUGUUCCCAUCUCCUAUCUUGGCCGCUGCGUUGCGUUCGGCUGCAUCUCCUUCGGCAUCAUCCUCAACGGCAUGCCCAUCUCUAUCCUCUUCAACAAGUUCUCCGACUACUACGCCAAGCUGAAAGAGCAGGAAUACACGUUUUCCAACACGGAGCGCACCUUCCAGCUCAAGAAACGUCUGAGGCGCAAGUUCGACAGCUGCUUCGAGCCUCAGCCGGAAGACUCGGAUGAUGAGAUCCACUACCGGCCCAGCGGACGACAAAUGAGCUUCGAGAGCGAGGAAUGAGAGCCGCUGCCUCGAUGUGACCUCGGUAACCUAAAUGGCCUUAUCACCCACGGGUCUGCAGAGAGUAAGACCCAUCUGCCUCCAACCCUGAGCCUAUGUGAAUUAGGACGGACAAACUUCAAGGGGAAAAUGGAAGCAGCAACAAGUUGAGAUAAGCUGUAAGCCUCAGAUUUAGCGUAGCUUCCGCUUGCAUGCUAUAUGGGAUGAUUCUCCGUUAAGAUCAUGCUCACGACGAACGGCUUACUGUUGCUUUUCCAGCAGCAGCAUCUGGCUGCACAUAUUUCUGACUCCACUCAAACAG
Salarias fasciatus (jewelled blenny) is the source of this 1948-nucleotide messenger RNA. Its product is annotated as potassium voltage-gated channel subfamily V member 2. Gene Ontology annotation, cellular component: membrane; voltage-gated potassium channel complex. Gene Ontology annotation, biological process: protein homooligomerization; potassium ion transmembrane transport; action potential. Lineage: Eukaryota; Metazoa; Chordata; Actinopteri; Blenniiformes; Blenniidae. The transcript has 4 exons. The coding region runs from base 34 to 1647 and encodes 537 amino acids. Gene Ontology annotation, molecular function: delayed rectifier potassium channel activity. The record is from RefSeq and is a predicted model, not a curated record.